This is a messenger RNA of Acanthosepion pharaonis, 975 nucleotides long. NCBI's taxonomy places the organism in Eukaryota, Metazoa, Mollusca, Cephalopoda, Sepiida, Sepiidae. The record is from the annotation of a GenBank genome assembly.
AUGUCAACCGAUAAUGGACUCACCGUGAUUCUCAUUGCGUUAGUUCUUGGUGCUCUGAUUGGAGGAAUUAUGGCUGACACCCUCGGCCGACGACCAAUCAUGUUUAUUGCUAUGGGCUUGGCAUUGAGUUUCCAGAUCACCAUGGUAACUGCCGAGACUUGUUUAGUUUAUGCAACCCUGCGUGCUUUGUGCGGCAUUUUCUCUGGUUGCUUUCUUGUGAUCAGUAUAGUUCUACCCUUGGAGGUAAUUGGCCGAAGAUGGCGAGACUUCUGUGUUUGUCUUUGGGUUUGGAUGUUGGGACUUCCGGUCCUUUCCAUUGAAUCCAUUAUCGUGGGUGGAUGGAGAAACACGGCUCUCACGUCGGGAAUCGUCGGCCUUCCAUUUUUAGGAUUCUAUUUUCUUGUGCCGGAAAGUGCCCGUUGGUUGACGUGUACUCAAAAAUUUGCCAAAGCAGAGAGUAGCAUCAAAGAGAUGAUCUCCUGCAACACAAGAGCCGUUCCUGAUGUCUUAGAAUUGUGUGACGACACACGCCUCUAUGUGAUGAGUACUUCGCACCCAAGACGCCAUACAUACUUGGAUUUGUUCCACACCUCCACUGUUGGUCGUUGGACGGUUGCUGUCUUAUAUACGUGGUCCGUCGGUUGUUUUGUCUACUGCAACCUUUUAAAUCAAGUCGAUAGUUUGACUGGUAAUCAACACCUUGAUAUGAUUCUUCCAUUUCUUUUAGACUUGCCAAUCUGUUUGUCGGCAGUCAUCAUCAACAAAUGUAUAGGCAGGAGAUGGUGCAUGUUUCUAUAUGCAGUCUCUUCCGGUUUCAGCAUGUUUUGCGUCCUCAUUCUGCACAUGAUGGGUGACCUGCACAGGUACCCGUACAUGAUUACCGCCCUGGCUGCCUUCAGUAAGAUGGGAAUAGGUGCCGCUCUUGCCCUGCUCACCCUUAUCACUGCAGAGUCCUUCCCCACAGUCGUCAGGUAA